AUGGAUUCCGCACCCCGCCAAGUAGGCUUCGCGCCCAUCCCCGCCACCUACUCGCGUCUACCCCACGACGACGAGCUCUACGUCAUGAAAACCUUCGCCCGCCACGCCUCUCACUGCUCCGCCUGCGCCCACCCCUACGAAGUCCACCGCAAAGGCGGCAGUCUCUGCUCCAAAGGCCACCAGCGAGCCCUCGACGUCGCCCAGUACGUCUUCAACAAAGCCGGCCAAACCUUCUCCGUCGUCGACCUCGAGGGCAACCGGCGCGUGCAGAUGGAGAUCCCGGUCGACUGCGCCGUCGUCCGCGAGCUGCUCAAGGCGAUGGAACGCGGCCUCCGCCUGCGCCGGAGGGUCCCCGCCGCCAGCUACGACGAGACGUACCACGUCGCCCCAAGGGUGAUGCAGCCGACCUUCGAGCACCGACGCCCGCAGGAGCCCCGCUACAUCCGCAAGCCGAUGCUCGAGACCGCCAUGCCGCCUACACCGCGGCGCGAGAAGCACUCCCACUCCGGCCGCGGGAGCCUGUACGAGGCGGACAUGAAGGAGCGGGAGCGGCGGAACCGGUCGCGAACCGCCAGGGGUGCGCCGCCCGUGCCGGCCAAAGACGAUGACUAUUACUACUGA
Messenger RNA from Letharia columbiana, 621 nucleotides. RefSeq lists its product as uncharacterized. Bases 1 to 621 code for a protein of 206 amino acids. The transcript has a single exon. Lineage: Eukaryota; Fungi; Ascomycota; Lecanoromycetes; Lecanorales; Parmeliaceae. The record is from RefSeq and is a predicted model, not a curated record.